Molecule: messenger RNA, 2525 nt
Organism: Linum trigynum
Lineage: Eukaryota; Viridiplantae; Streptophyta; Magnoliopsida; Malpighiales; Linaceae
Source: the annotation of a GenBank genome assembly
GCUACCGUUUCGAUAUGGAUCAUAUUCUAGGCAUUGGACGGGAAAGGAAUCGACUCGGCGGAUCGGGUGAAUUUUGACCAUAAAAUUAAUUUACCCAUUCUUCAACAGAUUGAAAAUUUUCCACCCGUCACCCACCCACACUUAGUUUGGGCCCUGGGGUUGGAUCCGGCGGAUGGCAAAUGGUGCGGUUGGAAAGCGGAUACUAUAACAACACCUGUGUUGUGGUAACAACAAGGGUAAAAUAGUAAAAUCAACAAAAUACAGUAAAAAUAAAUUGAAACCAAAAAUCAAUUUUCUCGUCCCCUUAUUCCGCCCAGAUCUAGAUAAUUGUAAAGCUCCCUGACGGCUUUCUGAAUCUGCCGCACGGUGGCUCUAACGUCCUCCUCACCGUCCAUAGUCUCAGAUCCGAAGUGCCACUUCCCGGCAACCAUCCAUAGGAUAACGUUGAUGCUCAAGUCGGGAAUCACUGAUUCAAAUCCACCAACGACGACGUUGUUGUUCUCGCCGCCGUCGUGUCGUUCUGACCACCGCUCAGUAGCUCGAGGCGGCGGGCUUAGAGCAGCUCGGCGACAGCGCACCAGAGGCAGAGCAACAGAGAGUCGCGUCUUGCUGUAGGGAUGCCAAAGGAGCCUGCUGCUGUUGGCGGAGGCUACGCAGAGAAAGUGGCGGUUCCGGCGGCGCACGUUUUCCCCAUACAGGAGGGCAUCUCUUUGACCGACGCCGCCGCUUUCCCUGAGGUCGCGUGUACUGUCUGGUCAACGAUUUUCAGGACCACCCGGCUCUCCCCUGACGAAUCAUUUCUGGUUCAUGGCGGCUCGAGCGGGAUUGGAACGUUUGCGAUUCAGAUAGCGAAACAUCUAGGGAUUCGAGUUUUCAUCACUGCAGGGAGCGAGGAGAAGUUAGCUGCGUGAAGAGAUCUCGUAGCUGAUGUUUGCAUCAACUACAAGAUCGGAAUCAACGAAGGUCUCGAUGGAGAGAGGGUUGGAUGUAUGUGACGAAGAAGAGCUCAAGGACUAGGAGGGCGGCGAGGUUUGAUGUGUAGGCGGGAGGUGUGGUGGAAUUGUAAUUGUCUAAGCAGCCGACGGUGUUGAAAGUGGGCUGAUGUUGAGAUGUGGUCGAGAAAGCGAGGAGGUGGAUUUUGUGGAAAAGAUGAUGGUGUAUUAUUAUGUUUAUCGUAUUGGUAUGCAGAUGACAAAUCUUUCAUACGUACACCAGAAACCUUCUAAUGCAGACCACAAACGUGAUCAAAAACCACAAAAAAGUAAAUCAGAAAACUCAUAAUGCAUACCACAAAUCUCCUAAAACAAACCACAAACCUAACAAAGUAAACCAAAACAUUUGCGAAAGUACACCAGAAACCUUUAUGCAAACCGCAAAACGGUAAAGCAAACCACACAAAAGCAAACUAGAAACGUCCUAAUGCAGACCACAAAUUUCCUAAAACAAACCAGAAACCCUGCAAAGCAAACCACAAAAUUUUUGAAAGCACACCAGAAACUUCUUAAUGCAAACCAGAAACACGAUAAAGCAAACCACAAAACAAACCAGAAACGUCCUAAUGCAGACCAAAAAUCUAUUAAUACAAACCAGAAACCUCACAAAGCAAACCACAGAAUUUACAAAAACACACCAGAAACCUCUUAAUGCAAACCAUAAACACGAUAAAGCAAACCACAAAAACAACCCAGAAACAUCCUAAUGCAGACCAAAAAUCUAUUAAAACAAACCAGAAACCUCACAAAGCAAACCACAGAAUUUUCAAAAACACAUAAGAAACCUUCUAAUGCAAACCACAAACAUAGUAAAUCAAACCACAAAAAACAAACCAUAAACGUCCUAAUGCAAACCACAAAUAUAUUAAAACAAACCAAAAACCUCACAAUGCAAACCACAAAGUUUUUGAAAGCAAACCAAAAACUUCUCAAUGCAAACCACAAACACGAUAAAGCAAACCACAAAAAGCAUAAAAAAUAUGAGAAACCAAACCAUAAAUCUCACAAUGCUAACCAUAACAUCCGGUGAUCGUUGACCGGUCAACGAAGACCGUUGACCGAACUCCGGUGAGCAGAUUCCGACGCCGAUAGGCAUAUUCCGGCCCCGAUGACUAGAUUCCGACGCCGGUAAGCAUAUUCCGGUGAAAAAAAUAAUAUUCCGACGACAAAAAAACAUAUUCCGGUGACCGACGACCAGUUUCCGACGACCGGUGGCAGAAUUCCGACGACCAAAAUAUUGGGCAGGAAAUAAUGACAAUUAUACCCCCUGCUUUUAUUUUUAUUUAAACAUAUUUUCAUAAUGACAAUUAUACCCCUGCUUUGAUUUUACACUAGGUCAACUCAACUAAUAAAAAAUCAUCACAUCCCUACCUUCCUAUUGGUGGAAGACUAGUGUUGUCACUAUAACAACACAAGGAGUGUUGUCAUAGUAACCGGUCUCGUGCGGUUGGAUGUGCGAGUUGACCCACAAGUCAACGCUUAAAAAAUGCAGAGUUGUUACCAUUUCAUUACUAGUAAAUUUUACGGUAAUGU